UUUUGCACGGAAUUGAACGUUUGUCCAUUGUGACAUCGCUGAAGAAGCUGCUGUCCUGUCAGGUGAAGCAAGAUGGAAAAGGAUAUUAAGAUCGAUGCAGACGAGAAGUACGGUCCCCUGAAUCCUACGCCAGCUGUAACGGCCAACGUUGAAACCCCAGGAUAUGAGGUGUUUUAUGGAGAAAUCGCUCGAGAGAGAGUUUCCGAGGUUACAACCAACGGCGCUUCUAAUUGUUUGGGGGCAAGCGACGUGGACGGUAAUCUCGCACCACCUUCACGAAAUACGGGAACUCACGAACUAGUAGAACUUAAAGCAGCCAGGUUAUGGCCACCUGCUAUGGGUGACAUCGAUACUCAUGUUGUACCCGGGUAUCACAGAGAUGCUGCCGUAGGCAAUGGCGCUGGCCUUAAUAACUCCACCACAUAUAAUAGGUGUGACUAUCCUUCAGCUAGGCGCGUAACGGAACCUUCUACGCAUAAGACGUACGCGAUUCUAUCUGCAAGUGAACCUUUCCAGGCGCAAACAGGACCCGAUGAAUGCAGCCAUUUUGUAAAUCUGGCCUCUGCAGGAAGUAUUCCGGCAGGAAGAGACCAGUAUAGGCUGCAGGAAAGCAAAACUCUGAGUGAGUCUCGACGUGGUGAAGCACUUCGAGAUGAACGGCUUGUUUACUUGAAUGGUCAUUCUGCCAUUUUACUCCAAAGUCAGGCCGCAUUGAAGGAUUCGAAUGGGCACCUUCAACAUCAACAACACACUAGCAGCAGCGGCGGCCUAUCAGACCAUGGAACGCCUGUCGUAAUUGUUGAUCAGUCAAGUCAGUCGUCUGCAUACUCGAGCGAUUACGAGCAACAGGUGAAAAGGCGCAGAUUUCGCGUCAGAAAGUACAAUGGCUUGAGUCGCGAGGAGCAGAAAAGAAACGCGUGUGAUCGUGAGCGCAGUCGCAUGAAGGAUAUGAACAAAGCCUUCGAUCUCCUUCGCGAAAAGUUGCCUUGCUGUAAACCACCGGGAAAGAAGUUUUCCAAAAUCGAGUCGCUCAGAAUGGCGAUAAAGUACAUUAAUCAAUUAGAAGCGCUUCUCGAUGAGGCGCCCUCUGCAGUUGCCGGACACUCCCGAGCCGAUAGCAUUUCGCUAAGCCAGGCAAUGGGAACCAUAGGAGCAUCAUUAGGAGGCGUAUCCAUGGGCGUAGGGGCGAGUGUGGGCGGCCCUAUUGGAAUGGGUGUGUCUGGCCAUUAUUACGGCAUAAAUGGAAUGAGCCCGGUGGUCGAGUGGUCCAGCCAGCAACAUCACUUAUCAGAGUCACCUAAUUCUUGCGCCACAACAUCAACGUCAACAGCUCCAUCUCCAGUAACCACAUUUAUAGCAAUGAACGUACCAGUCGUCAUUUCUCAGUCGUCAUACAACGAUAAUAACGCGACACUCAGCAGUAAUCACAGUUCGCAGAGUCAUCAAUAUGUGGACAACGCCAGCAAUAACGGGACCAGCUCUCACACGGAGGCAAAAAAUCGCCUUCAGAAGACUUCCUAUUGGACUCGACAGAAAGAGAAUCCGGUUUAGCCGGCGCUAUAUGGAAGCGUCUGUUAAUUCCUAAGCUGUGAACUGGAAUCGCUUCAUCACAGGAGAACCCUAGUUGCUCCUGUUUCGAAAUUAACCCAUAUCUUAAUAGGCAAACUAAAUCAUUAUCGUCAGUCCUUUCUUAGAAAACGUCUUAAUGUUGUAACAAUACAAAUCACCACGUGCUUUUGACCACAUUAACUCUUCUUACACGGUUUUUUUUUCCAUAGCUGUAUUAAAGGACAACAACCGCAACAAUUUGGUGUGUUUUUAUAUAGGAUACGAGUAGGACAAUAAUCUAUGCAGCACUCGGUUGGCGCUAUAACGCUACAAAAACUACGAAAUUUUUUAGAUAUUUGUUGAAUACGAGAAAUUGUUUAAGGCUUGAAAGUAAGGAAAAUCUUAAGAUGAUAUAUCCAUCGUUUGUUAUUUGUUUGUUUGUAUUUGUCAUCGUUAUAUGAACAGGUGCUUUCCUUAUUUUAUUUUUUAAGAAUCUCAAUCUGAAACUAUGUAUGCAAACAGUACGGCCCGAAGAUUAUCGGUCGUCAAGUUCGUAGGGAACCUUUCUAUAUUCCAAAUAUCUGAAAGUUUUCUAAGUUAGCCUGUUAUAAGCGAGUUCUAGAUGACACCAUUAUAUAUACAUUGCAUGCCUCAUACAGUACCAGUGUCUUUAGAUAGAGAAAUAGCCCUAUUUUGGUCCCACUACCCUCAAAGUGUGCCUAUCAAAAGGCAAAAGCGAAGUGAUAAAUAGAUAGGCAUAUCCGAUAUUCUGGCGCAAAAAGCUGGCAAAGUAUUGGGUAGUUUAUGCAGAAGUAUCUUGUUUGAUAUCUUAAAAAAAAAAUUAAGGUACCCAAUCUGCUGAACUCUUAGUACACAUAAUUAUUAUGUAUACUAUUAUUUUAUUAUUAUUAUUAUUAUUACCAGCUAGCAAUUGUCAUCGAUGCAACAUGUCAGUGAGUCGUUAAGUAAUUAAUAAAAACUAAACAAUCACACAUGUUUAAAGAUGAUAUAGUGUAUUUUUGUGUUCGUAUUGUGUUAAGUUAGAGCAACUUCACGCAUAGUAACUACAUGGAUGUCGAUAAUGAUAUAGUUUUUAGUACCACAUAAUUAGGUAUGGAUACUGUACGGAUAACAUGCACGUUGUUCGGUUUGAACUAAAAGUUUUUUUUACCAUUUCUCAAUGAGUUUUCUUCGUGUCUCCAUGGGGAAUUUUCUGUCCACUUAGCGUUGUUUAUUUUUGCUUGGUUAUUCUCAGACUAUCAAAAGACUUUGCUAAUGCUACAAACAAUGAAGACAAUAAAGAAGAUUUGAUAAAUAAAAGAUUUUUGUAGAUAUAUUUAUUAACGUCAACUGAACAAGCAGAUAAAAAGGAAAGCGGGUGCCGUCAGUGGUCGAAGGGCAGCAUUCGGCAGAGAAAGCGUAAGUACACGUCGACGGAAAGAAGAAUGCCAAGUGAGAGUGAAAGCGGUCAGAGGGAAAAAAGGAGGGAGCUGGCAUACAUAUAUCUAUAUAGAAUGUGGUGGGUCUGCCGGGCCCGGUGGGUGAUGAUCAAAUAUUUACUAUUAUUUGCUCGUUUUCUGCAGCCCUCCGCCCCUGCCCUUUCCGCCCAAGCCCCCUUUGCCCCGGCACACCACUGCCAUUACGGUGCUUGCGGUCCGCUGCAUUUGCUAGAUCCUCUUACAGCAGGGCUUGAACUCGAGCUGUCCCGCCUUGUUGUUGUAGAGACCCUUGGCCUUAUCCUUGUCCAUUGGAUGUCCGUCCAGUGGCCUUCUUUUACCCGAGGCAGAAUCACAAUCAGCAUCCCGCAGCGGUGCCGUCUCCAACAUCAGCGACAUAGCCACAUGGCCGUCUGAUACGGUGACAAUAGUGAUGGUGUGCUAAUAAUCCUCCAGAACGCUAAGAGGAAGUGCAGCAGCGGUAGAUGCAGCAUCGGCAACAUCGUCAAUCUAACACCGUUGCAACGGCAGUAUUAGCGAGGCGGUCUGUCGUUACUGUUGCCUUCGCGGUUUGUUUUUGCAAUCUGCUGUCCUAUGAAUGCAACGUAGAUCAGGACGGUAUGACAACCGUUAGCUGGCAUC
Varroa destructor (honeybee mite) is the source of this 3626-nucleotide messenger RNA. RefSeq lists its product as uncharacterized. The record is from RefSeq and is a predicted model, not a curated record. Gene Ontology annotation, molecular function: DNA-binding transcription factor activity, RNA polymerase II-specific; RNA polymerase II cis-regulatory region sequence-specific DNA binding; protein dimerization activity. Gene Ontology annotation, biological process: mesoderm formation; regulation of transcription by RNA polymerase II. Gene Ontology annotation, cellular component: nucleus. NCBI's taxonomy places the organism in Eukaryota, Metazoa, Arthropoda, Arachnida, Mesostigmata, Varroidae.